AUGCCAGAGUUGUCUGUUAAAAGUACAGCUGUUUCUACGAAAGGAUUUAAGAAAGCUGUAACGAAGGCGCAGAAGAAAAAAGAAAAAAAGCGCAAGAGAUGCAGAAAAGAAAGUUAUUCCAUGUAUAUCUACAAAGUGUUGAAGCAAGUGCACCCAGAUACCGGUAUCUCAUCGAAAGCCAUGAGUAUCAUGAAUUCCUUCGUGGCUGAUAUCUUCGAGCGUGUUGCAAGUGAGGCGUCUAGCUUGGCCCACUACAAUAAGCGAUCGACUAUCACGUCCAGGGAGAUUCAAACGGCUGUGCGCCUGUUGCUGCCAGGAGAGUUGGCUAAGCACGCUGUGUCUGAGGGCACUAAGGCUGUUACGAAGUACACCAGCUCAAAGUAA
This is a messenger RNA of Physeter macrocephalus (sperm whale), 384 nucleotides long. Its product is annotated as histone H2B type 1-A. The transcript has a single exon. Lineage: Eukaryota; Metazoa; Chordata; Mammalia; Artiodactyla; Physeteridae. The coding region runs from base 1 to 384 and encodes 127 amino acids. The record is from RefSeq and is a predicted model, not a curated record. Gene Ontology annotation, molecular function: structural constituent of chromatin; protein heterodimerization activity; DNA binding. Gene Ontology annotation, cellular component: nucleosome.